AUGGCAAAUUGUGAUUGGCUUGAUAUGUACCCGACUGCUCAUGUUAAGUUAUUACCCUGGAUAGGAUCAGACCACAGACCCUUACUAGUAUGUACUGAAGAUAUCAAAGUCAACAAGCAUAGUCUAUUUAGAUAUGAUAACAGAUGGAGGUUUAACCCUGAAGUCAAAAGAGUUAUAAAAGACGUCUGGGCUACUGAAUGUACUAACAUCCCUCCUAAGGAUUUUCACAGGAUUAUAGAGAAAUGCAGGAGGGCAUUGUCGAGAUGGAAGAGCAAGAACCAGACUAAUACGACCAAGAGAAUUAAUCAACUGAAGGAACAAAUUCAGCAAAUGUAUCAAAGCUCCACAAUAGACUAUGCUACUCUCAAUAUCCUCAAGGUUGAACUCAACCUGCAAUAUAGAAUGGAGGAAGAAUAUUGGAGAACUAAAAGCCGAAUUCAAUGGCUUAAUGCAGGAGAUAGAAACAGUAAAUUCUUCCAUUCUAAAACCAAGCAAAGGCGAAGUCGGAACAGGAUCAUUCAUAUAAAAGAUGAUCAAGGAAACACUAAAACAAAGCCAGGUGAUAUUAGAGAGCAAAUCAUGAAAUAUUUUCAGAAAUUAUAUACUAGUGAAGGGACUGUUAUUGAUGAAGAUCUUUUACGAGGUAUCCCUGUGACCAUUUCGGAGGAAAUAAAUACAAAAUUAACUGCUCAAGUCACAGAGAAGGAGAUUGAAGCUGCUGCUUUUUCUAUAAAUCCUGAUAAAUCUCCAGGGCCUGAUGGUAUGAAUGCAGGAUUCUAUAGACAUCAUUGGGAGAUCAUCAAACAAGAUAAUGUGCUCAUUGCCCAUGAGCUGAUGCAUUCUUUGCAUACUAAGAAGCUUAAAACUAAGUUUAUGGCUUUUAAGCUAGAUAUUUCAAAAGCUUUCGAUAAGGUGGAAUGGAAUUUCAUAGUUCAGAUCAUGAGAAGGAUGGGAGCAACUGUAGAGGAGUGUAGACAUCUGAAGGAAAUUCUCAACCUCUACCAAAAAGCUUCAGGGCAAGAGGUAAACUAUGAUAAAUCUGCCAUUGCUUUUUCAAAAGGUAUAUCCUCAACUGAACAGCAACAAUUAAAAGAUGUAAUGGGAAUCAAUAAAAUAGGAGGUUUUGGAAGGUAUUUAGGAUUGCCUGAGCGUAUAGGUCGAAGAAGAAAAGAGGCUUUUGAAUACUUGAAGCAGAGGAUAAAGAACAAAUUAGAUAGUUGGUACAAUAAAUUUCUGUCCCAAGCUGGGAAAGAGGUUCUGUUAAAAGCAGUUGUUACAGCUCUCCCUACUUAUGCAAUGUCCUGCUUUUUAUUGCCAAAAGGUUUACUAAAGGAAAUUACUUCUUAUAUGAGGAACUUUUGGUGGGCAUCUGUCAAGGACAAGCAUAAGAUACCCUGGAUAGGAUGGAAUAAAAUUACUAAAUCUAAAAGGGAUGGAGGAUUAGGAAUAAGAAAUAUGGAGAAUUUUAAUAUAGCUUUGCUAGCUAAACAGGGUUGGCGACUGAUGAAAUAUCCACAAUCCCUUCUGGCUAGAGUCUUUAAGGCAAAAUACUACCGUCAUUCAAGUUUCUUGCAAGCUGAGAGUUACACUACAUCAAGUUAUGGAUGGCGUAGUAUUAUUCAAGCUCAAAAAUUGUUAAAAACAGGAAGUAAAUGGAUUGUAGGGAAUGGGAAAGACAUCAGAGUAUGGGAGGAUAACGGGAUCAAAACGAAGCCAUCAUCUCCAGCCUCUGGACCUGGUUCAAUUAGCCACCCUGACCUCAGAGUCAAUGACCUACUCCUAGGAACCGAGCAUGAGUGGAAUAUCCAGCUUGUCACAGAUAUUCUUAAUCAAGCUGAUGCCAACUAUGCUUUAAGUAUUCGUCCAAGCAAAACAGGUAAUCCUGAUACUCUUGUCUGGUCAUACACUAAAGAUGGAAAUUAUAGUGUGAAGACGGGCUAUCAUUUACAAUGCCAAAUGGAAGAUCAAGAUUCGCAGAUAGAUCAAGUACCAAUCCCGGAGGAAGUAAGAAAAUGUUGCUCAAAUAUAUGGAAGCUAAAGAUUCCUCCGAGGUUAAAAACGUUCUGGUGGAGGGUAGCACAUAACUGCCUUGCUGUGAUGGAUAAUAUGAGGAAGAGAGGAAUUGUAAUAGAUAAUACAUGUCAAACAUGUGGGGAGAGUACUGAAACACUCAACCAUAUGUUGUUUGAAUGCAGAGUCGCUAAAGAAAUUUGGGAGAUGAUUCCUACUAGUUUUUAUGUGUCUGCUAGCACCUCAGAUAAUCUGAUUGAGAAUAUUAAUUAUCUGCUGAUUGGUGCUAAGCAGGAUAAAAGAGAAGCUCUGAAUUUCUUUGCAGGGUGGAACAUCUGGAAAAUGAGAAAUAACAUCUUGUUCCAUCACAAGAGAGAUCACAUUCUCAGAGUUAUUCAUGCAGCAAUAAGAGAGAAUCAGUGUUGGAAUAAAGCAAUAGACAUCGAAAGCUCUCAAAAACAAAGUACUGGAGCACAAAGGAAUCAAAUGGAAAAUAUUCAUGAGAUACUCCCGCCAUUAACAAAUUUAUAUUGCCUUGUUGAUGCUUCUUGGAAGAGUAAUCAAGAGCUAGCAGGAAUAGGAUGGUCCUUACACAGUAAAGAAGGCAUCCAAAAGAUAAGAGGUUCCUCUUCUAUUGUGCCAACAAAUACAUCUAUAGAAGCAGAGGCAAUGGCAAUGUUAAUGGCAGUCCAACAAAUCAAAAGCUUACGAUGCACUAGCUAA
Brassica oleracea var. oleracea is the source of this 2733-nucleotide messenger RNA. RefSeq lists its product as uncharacterized. The coding region runs from base 1 to 2733 and encodes 910 amino acids. The transcript has 4 exons. Lineage: Eukaryota; Viridiplantae; Streptophyta; Magnoliopsida; Brassicales; Brassicaceae. The record is from RefSeq and is a predicted model, not a curated record. Gene Ontology annotation, molecular function: nucleic acid binding.